AUGGAUUCGGGGUCGAAGUACCGGCCGUUGCAGGACGAUUUAGACGGCUCAGCGAGUAUAGAAAGUGCCGAGGAUGCUAUGGCGGUGAUGGAUUUGCUGCUGGCUCGCGAGUUGAUGUGGCAUAGUGGUCCGAUGCUGUUACAGACCGUUUUAAGUUGUGUGUUUGUGGAACAGGUGCUGGGUGGACUGGCGUCCAUUACUGAGGCUCCUGGCGUGCCGCCAUUCGAGGUCAAGGCGUAUUUGGAAGAGUAUAUCGUUGAGAAAACCAAUAAUAUCGGCAGUUGGAAAGACGUGGUGGAUGUUUAUAUUCUGGGACUCGCGAAAUGCGUGGACCAAGCCAUCACGGUUCUGGAUCCUAUGUCCACCAACGCUAUUUAUCCAGAAGAGGAUAUCAUUAUUAACAAGUCGGGUAUGUGCUUUUUAGAACCGCUGUCAGUUGAUAUCGUAGUACGAGCACUGGAAGCAGCUGCUAAAUGGAGCAAAAAUGCCCACAAAAAGACCCCGCCAGCUACCGCCGCUGCGAAAUCGGGUCAGGAUUCUGCCUCUGCCUCGUCUUCACACGUUUCGGAUCGAAUCAAGUUACGGGCGGAAUGGCUGUAUGUUCUCAAUCAAAAGGUUCCUAAAAAACCUACACAUUUGGUGGCAGCAUUGGGACUGAUAACGUCGAUUAAAAGCACGGUGCUGGCCGAUGAUGAUUCGAAGUAUGAGAAAUUCAAGACCAGUUUCUCAGAUGGAGUUCAAACACGAGUCAUGAACCCGAGUCCGCUACUGCAAUUGCGUGAUAUGCCGGUUUCUGAGGCAUAUACUACUUUACAUAACAUUGUAGACAGCAUUCAAGGGUUCCGGGAUCUGUUCAGUGUCGACAAGUCGUCGGAUUUAUUGGCAUACUAUUUAACAUUCUCCGAACGGCAAAACCCACGUCCUCUGCCAAUAGUAAGAGCCAUGUUAAGAUUGGUGGUGGGUCCUUCAGAUAUUCUGGGCUUGCCGUUUAAAACAUGGGUCAUUCGAGAUAUCCAGGAGAUGUCGAGUCCCACUUACGACACGGUUCUCAAGUCAUCAACCCCGUCUAUCAAACGACUGGUCGAACCGUUUUUACAGCAGGCAGUGCUAUGUUAUACUGACCUUUUAGCAGUCAUGUGUCAAAACCGACCUCGACAGCGACAGAAUCUGGCUCAUUGUAUUCUUUCAUGGGACAGUCUUCAAGUGAGUGCCGAGAAUCUCGAACAAGCUCUUGAACCGCUUGUAGAAGAACAAACCAUCUCACUUGCUGAUAAUUCGAAAGUGCCAGCUCUGCCUAUAUCGUCGUGGGUGUACCUUCGAAAACUGCAGAUUAUGACAUGGGUGGUUCUUCUCGGGUUUGAGCUCGAUGUAUAUAAACCAUGGGAGUUUCCUAUCAUGUACUCGUAUGGCCACUACCUGAUGACCAAGUUACGAGAACAUUUAUCACGAAUUCGCACCUUUCUCGAACAGACGAAUCAACGAGUGUCUGCGCGAUAUAUCAGUGCACUUGAACUGGAGUCCAUGGCACUGGAUCAAAUCACCAUGGCCAACCAGUACCACAGUCUGGCAUUACAACUGGCAGGAUAUAUCCCUGACCAUCCCUCAGCCAUGGCCACAUCUCCUGAACUUCUUCACGGACUUCGAAUGAAACCGUUCUCGUCUGUAGGAAUCCCUGAAGCACCCUCUUACCAAGAACUCCGUGAAGGACUCCAAACAUCCGCACCCACAAUCAAAUUGGCUCUGGACUUUGCCAAACAUUUCGCCGACUCGUGCCGUUCACUCGUCACCAGCCUGACCUCAGUAUCCCAACCGAACCCAGGCCUCGAUCUCCUCAAACGAUCCGCCCUGACCAUCUCCAUCUCGGGCGCCGACCUCAAACGGGCACUCGAACCACUCACAGACAACGACUCCCUCGCCAAAGAACUCACUCUCCUCGCCCAACACCCCACACUCUCCACCAAAAAAGCACUCGUCAAAACCGACGGCUGCCACCUCUUCUUCCCCGUCAUCACCCUCACCACCCCCUCCUCCUCCCACAAAUAA
This is a messenger RNA of Sugiyamaella lignohabitans, 2043 nucleotides long. RefSeq names its product Mak10p (gene MAK10). Lineage: Eukaryota; Fungi; Ascomycota; Dipodascomycetes; Dipodascales; Trichomonascaceae. The transcript has a single exon. Gene Ontology annotation, biological process: N-terminal peptidyl-methionine acetylation. Gene Ontology annotation, cellular component: NatC complex. Bases 1 to 2043 code for a protein of 680 amino acids. The record is from RefSeq and is a predicted model, not a curated record.